AUUGGUGGGUUAAUGUUCAAUACAAACAAAUUUAUAUAAAUAUUACUUAUCCCAAUGUGGAAGGAGAAGAGAAAAAGAAAAAAAACAAAAAAGAAAAAAAGUGAGUUUUAUGGGUGUUCCAAUCUGUAAUUCCGACAUCUCUUUGUUUAAGGGUCCAUUACAACCUUAAAAUUUAUAAAUAUAUAUAUUUUUGUAUAUUUGAAUUUAACUGCAACGGAAAAGCGAGGGAAAGGCAAAUAGAGGGUAAGCGUUUUCUCACAAGUGAAGGCAAAAUUACAAAGGAAAAAGGGCGGAUCAAUCUUUUUCUGCUUGUCGCGGUCUUGUGACAAAAUAUACGACCUAGCUGAUACUUUUCUCCUCGUUCUAAGAGUAUCAAGUUUCAACUGACUAAAGGCUAUUGCCACCUGAAUCAGUUUUUAAGGAAAGAUGAAACGCCGCCGUGGAUGCAAAAAAGGUAAAGCAAAGAAGCCUCGUAUAACAGGUACAACUGAGGGAGCAUCUAAUAAUGGUAGCAUGAAUACAGAAACUAGUUCUGGUACGGAAGAGAUUGACAAUGAUGGAGUCAACUCUGGCGUUGAGGCUGAGACACCAUCUUCUACAGGAACUGAUCAACCAGAAAAACCUGUGAUGGCUAGUCCUGCUGUGCCAAGGGAUAAACCUGCCGGUUUAGCGGUUUAUGGGCGUAUGAAAGUGAAGAUCAAAACAUCGAAAACGGUAGAUGCUCCGCUUACUUCUCCAGAAGUAGCUACUCACAGUGAUACUGAUAAAAGUAGCCAGCAAGCUGGUCCAGAAAAACAAGUUCUCUCUAAUGAGAAAAUGGAAGAUAGUGCAAACUCAGUGCCUGAGGCUAAUGUAACUACCCCAGGAAAUGUGCUAAAAAAAUGUGGAGGCAUAAAGAUUAAGUCUUCAUCAAAGGGCUUCUCUUCAAGCAUGAGCCCUGUUAGCAAUGCUGAAAUGGUGAAGGAAGAGAAAACAACAAAACAAGAGCCUGAGUUACUUCACCGUGAUGUGAGAUUAAACAAGCAGGAACUAAACAUUGCUUUGGAGGUUAUAAGAAAAAUUAUGAAAAUGGAAGCUGCUGAGCCCUUCAAUACUCCGGUUGAUCCUAUUGCUCUUGGAAUUCCUGAUUAUUUUGAUGUUAUCGAUACACCUAUGGAUUUUGGGACGAUAUGUAGAAAUCUGGAAAGUGGUGUCAAGUACAUGAACUCCGAGGACGUCUAUAAGGAUGUGCAGUACAUAUGGAAUAACUGCUACAAGUAUAAUAAUAAAGGUGAUUAUGUUAUGGAUCUCAUGAAGCGGGUGAAAAAGAACUUCGCAAAGUACUGGACAGCAGCUGGCUUAUACAGUGAUCAUCUGCAAAGUGCUGAAAGCAGUCAAGUUAAGGACACUACACCUUCAAGUAAUGGAAAGGAACCUACAAAAAGUGGUUCUUUGACUCAGAAAAGCAACAAAAGGUUCCAAGGGCUCAAGAAGCACAAGGAAGGAUGUCUUUGUGCUAUAUGUGUGAUGAUACGGCGGAGGCAGGAGCGGGAGGAGAUCAAUCGGUUGUUGGAUGACCAAGUCGAGGCUAGUGAUGAUUCUCCAGAUGACUUGAAGCCUGAGGAAACUUCACCUGUAGAAAGUCGAGAGUACACCUCAUCAAAUAUGGAGAACUCACCAGAGCAAGAUGUUGUCACCAUUAUGCAAGAAAAAGGAGCAGAGAAGCUAGGGGAAGGUAUGGGGAAUGAAAUGGGAAUCCAAAGUAAAAGAACGGGGGUCAUGUCUGAGCAUUUGCAGUCAGGUUAUGCAUCUGUAGAUGAACGCAAAGCAAAUAAUCAGAAGCAAAAUGUGGAGCCAGGUUUGCUGAAUGACAAUCGAAAAGGAAAUCUGCAGCAUGGGAAUGAAAAUGCUGCAACUGGGCAACAGAGGCCAAAGGAAGUGCUAGAUAAGUAUCGGAAAGCCAAGAUGUUGGAGAACUUGCGUUAUCUGGAAAAUCCAACAGUUAUGGAGUUAUCUCGAAUCCUUUUUGCUGAUGAUCAAAGAUCCGUCUGGAAUGGACCACAUUCACUGGUUAAGCGUGGAGGUUCCACCCGCAAGAGCUCCAUUCAUGCAGCUGUUUCCUUGUUGAUGCAGUAGGUUUAUUCUUAAUAGUAUUGACUGAUCAAAAUGUGAAUCUCAAGUUCUCUUUAAAAGGUCAACGGCAUAGUUGGUUCUCUCUUUUUUUUUUCCUGGAGGUGUCAUGUGGUCGGUUGAGUGUAUUUUGAGGGUGAUUUGCUUCUCUCUCUCUUUUGGGGGGAGGGUUGAAAUUUGGAUCUUUUGAUUGUAAAUUCACUCCUAUAUCAGGACUAGAUUGUCAGGCAUUUACUGUUCAGGAAUAAUGAUAUAAUACAUUUCUAUUCA
Molecule: messenger RNA, 2379 nt
Organism: Capsicum annuum
Lineage: Eukaryota; Viridiplantae; Streptophyta; Magnoliopsida; Solanales; Solanaceae
Product: bromodomain-containing factor 2
Exons: 8
Coding region: 427-2115 (562 amino acids)
Molecular function (GO): protein binding
Source: RefSeq, a predicted model, not a curated record